AUGCUGCGUCUGGCAGCCUGUCGACACGCUCGCCGGCUGCCCCUCACAUCGACACGCAGACAAACCACGACACGCAUCAGCAGCAAUGCACAAGCAACAUGGCCAGAGCAUGCGAGUCACCAAGGCCAGGUACGGGCUCUGAGGAGCGCACCCGCCAAGCAUGACUCGGCAACUGCCUAUCCCUUCGAGGACAUCUCGCUCGGCAGUCCCCGGGGCAGACUGGCCUCGCUCGACACGGCAGCGACAGACUCACAACGACGUUAUGCCUACUUCUACCUUGACUCACUCUUUCCGAUCAGGCUGGGCGUGUGGGAUGUGCGCUACUUGGUGGCAGAGAUGCUCAAGGAUGCUCUGCUCGAUCGACUGCGCGUAGCAGUGCCGAAUGACGCAAAGUACUCGCUCAGAGUGGAGAAUGUACUCGAGAGGAGCAAGGAUGGAGGCUGUUUUGUCAAUUUCAGCUACAUACCACCCUCGAGAGCGAUAGCACAAGAGCAGGAGGAAAAGGCAGAGGCAGAGCAAGCGGCAGAGGCAGUCAAAGCAGAUAGCAAAAAGGCCGACAAUGUCGAGGAGACAGAGGCAAAGGAGGACGUGCCUGAUCCGUCCCUGGUCGAUAUUCAAGAUCUCAUCCGUGCCCACUUUGCCAAGCAAACAAACCUCAAGCCAUGGUACCUCUUCAGUCCUCUCCGGGUCUUCCUCGUCAGGGGCAAGCCUUGGCUCGAGGACAUGAACCGGUUCCCCAAUAGCGUCAUCCGCAUCGAAUUCGAAGGCACAUCCUCAGAUAUACCACAAGAGCAGCUAUGGGAAAUGCUCAGACCCUACGGACGUAUCCAUGACAUCACGCCUCAGCCGCCCUCGAGCAAAGACUUGCCACGCUACGCAGAGGUACAAUUCCGAACGACGAGAAGUGCAGCGGCCGCGCGAAAUUGCUUGCAUGGACUGCGCCUCAAAGCACCCUCGGGCAGUAUCGUCCUUCGCAUUCUCUACAAAGAGAGACUGAGGAGCCAUGCAAUGCGCGACUGGAUCUCGUCCCAUCCUCGCAUCGUCUUGCCCAUCGUUGCGGUCCUGCUAGGUGGCCUCUCUUACUUGGUCUUUGAUCCCAUCAGAGGCUUCUUCGUCCGCGCGCAUGUCUGCGGCAUGUUCGACUUCAACGAGUAUCGCCUUGUCAAGUGGCUCAAAGUCGAAACGCUGGACAGGCUUGGCUUUUCUACUCGCAGCCAGUCUGCCAGUCCUGGCACGGGCAUCGAAAAGGAACGUCAAGAGGCUGCUGCCCAACUCUCCACCUGGCUACGGGACACGCCAGACACUUUCAUCGUCAUCACCGGUCCCCGAGGCUCCGGCAAGCAUGCCGUUCUCGACCAGGCCCUUGCAAACCAACGCAACGUGCUCGAGAUCAACUGUGAGGAUAUCGUCCGUUCGGCAAAGAACGACAAUCAGCUCGUGUCGGAGAUAGCCAGACAGACCGGCUACUGGCCUGUCUUUGGCUUCCUCGCCAGUCUCAACAGCAUGCUCGAUCUCGCUGCGGUCGGCCUCAUAGGUACAAAAGCUGGCUUUGCCACUUCUGUCGACCAGCAAAUCAAGCAGAUCUUCGAAGUCACCGCAUCUUCACUCAAGAAACUCUCAGACGAAGCGAAGCAGGAGCGUACAGAAGCCCUUCGGAAGAUUGAGGCCUCAAAGCAGACCAAGACCGAGAAAGAGAAGCAGGUCGAGACUGCGAUCAUGCAGGGCGAAGUGCGCGACAGUCGUCUGCAGGCCGUUAGCGGUCUCGAAAGCAUCUCUGAAGCUGGCGUCAGUCCCGGUCAAGACUCUGAGAAAGAAAUCGUUGCGGAAGGUCCCGGCGCAGCAAACGAGCUUCGAAAGAUCUCUGAUGACAUCCUGGGAGCAAGUCCUGAUGCAUCUGCCGAUCUCGACAAGAUCCCCAUCGUUGUCAUUCGAGGCUUCUACAACAAAGGUGGCCGAAAGCAGGACAUGCUUUGGACCGCACUAGCAGACUGGGCCGCUCUACUCGUCGAGAACCAGAUUGCGCACGUGGUACUGACCUCAGACUCGGUCUCGGUCACGAAACCGCUGCAAAAGGCUAUGCCCAGCAAGCCUAUGUCUUCCAUGAUCAACCUCACCGAUGCAUCGUCUGACAACGCACUCCAGUACAUUUCUGCCAAAUUAGCGGAAUUGAAUAAGGGCGAUCUACUCAACAAGUCGACGGAAGCUGCCGUGAUGCAACUUGGCGGACGUUUGACCGAUCUGGAGAUCUUGAUACAGAAGGUCCGAGGUGGCAUCGAUCUGGACGAAGCUGUCGACGACAUUGUCAGCCGUUCUGCGGCAGAGAUUCGCAAGAACGCAUUCGGAGACGAUAACGAAGAAGCGAGCAAUCUGCCAUGGACACGCAGUCACGCUUGGGCUAUCUGUAAGCAACUGAGUGCGAAUGACGAGCUCAAGUACAGUGAUACGCUUCACAACACCUUCAAAGACAAUGACAAGGCACUGCACGCGCUUGAGCAGUCCGAGAUCAUCUCUAUCGUCCAUCGCGACGGCAGGCCAAGCGCAAUCAAGCCCGGCAAACCCGUCUACCGGUCAGCUUUCCAGCGACUCACGAGCGAUCCCAUCUUUUUUGCAUUGAACGAGCUCGCGUCUGCCGAGAAGGCAAUCGCCACCGCCGAGGCUGACAUCGCGGCAGCCGAGAAAGAUCUCGUCAGUCUCGGACAGCUCUUCUCGCAGGACAAGGGCAGGUGGAUCUUCGGAAAUUCGUCGGCGGUACCCGUCGAGAUUGCCAGCCGCGUAGACGGAUUGCUUGCCAAGAUGCGUGCUGCCGAAGACGCCAUAACAGCAUCGAACGAGAAGAUCGAAAAGCAAGUCGCCGUGCUGAGGUCGACUCGCUAG
Mixia osmundae IAM 14324 is the source of this 2874-nucleotide messenger RNA. RefSeq lists its product as uncharacterized. Gene Ontology annotation, cellular component: mitochondrial inner membrane. Bases 1 to 2874 code for a protein of 957 amino acids. The transcript is spliced from 4 exons. The record is from RefSeq and is a predicted model, not a curated record. NCBI's taxonomy places the organism in Eukaryota, Fungi, Basidiomycota, Mixiomycetes, Mixiales, Mixiaceae. Gene Ontology annotation, molecular function: RNA binding.